This is a messenger RNA of Nematostella vectensis (starlet sea anemone), 5094 nucleotides long. RefSeq names its product cyclin-G-associated kinase. The record is from RefSeq and is a predicted model, not a curated record. The coding region runs from base 147 to 4214 and encodes 1355 amino acids. Gene Ontology annotation, molecular function: AP-2 adaptor complex binding; ATP binding; protein serine/threonine kinase activity. Gene Ontology annotation, biological process: positive regulation of Notch signaling pathway; protein phosphorylation; protein dephosphorylation. Gene Ontology annotation, cellular component: cytoplasm. Lineage: Eukaryota; Metazoa; Cnidaria; Anthozoa; Actiniaria; Edwardsiidae. The transcript has 23 exons.
GCAUGCGUACUUGUCGUUCUUGUUGAUGCCGCAAUGGCGACCUUGUUGGUCGUUUUGAAUGACCGAGAAAAAAAACACACCUGACGCACUGAACACACGAGAAAAAAGCAACUCAACGCAGCCAAUGUAUCUAUAAGUAACCACAGAUGGCUGAGAUAUUCCGAUCCGCGCUGAGCUACAUCAGCCAAACUGGCAAAGACAACGAUUUUGUCGGCCAAUUCGUUGAACUUGGGCCUUUAGAACUUAAGAUCAAACGUGUUAUCGCAGAGGGUGGUUAUGGAUUUGUGUUUGUGGCGCAAGAUGGGAAAACAGGCAAAGAAUACGCUUUAAAGAGGCUUAUGGCUGGUGAUGAAGCUGCCAACAAAAACAUCCUUCAAGAGAUAAACAUGCUUAAGCGUUUGCGAGGGCAUCCAAAUGUGGUCCAGUUCUACUCUGCGGCAUCAUUAGGAGAGAAGGAGUCAGGCCACGGCAUGACUGAAUACUUAAUUCUCACAGAGCUUUGUACAGGUGGGGAAAUGAUAAAAAUUCUACAAGAGAGGGAUGGUCAGCCAUUUUCUCCUGAUCAGAUUCUCAGGAUCUUUUAUCAACUGUGCCGUGCUGUAUCUCACAUGCACAAGCAAAGUCCACCCAUCAUCCACAGAGAUCUCAAGAUUGAGAAUAUGUUGAUAGGAUCAAAAGGACAAAUUAAACUUUGUGACUUUGGAAGUGCAACCACAGAACCUCUUACACCAGAUGAUUCUUGGACCGCUUUGAAUAGAAGUUUAGCUGAAGAUGAGAUACAAAGAAAUACAACACCUAUGUAUAGGGCUCCAGAAAUGGUUGAUCUCUACAGUAAUCUGCCAGUAACAGAGAAAGCAGACAUUUGGGCAUUAGGAUGCGUCUUAUUCUAUUUAUGCUUCAUGGAGCAUCCAUUUGAAGACUCUGCUAAACUUAGAAUCAUCAAUGCUAAAUACACCAUACCAGAAAUGGACAGGGAAUAUACAAUGUACCAUGACUUAAUAAAUUCCACCCUUGUGGUUCAUCCAGAGGACCGACCCUGCAUAAGGGAUAUCCUAACACAACUAGAGGCUUUGGCUGCAGCUAGAAGCGUGGACCUUAAAGCACCUGUGGCUGAAGGCUUUAGCAGACCAGCAUCACAGUCAGGCCCUAUAUCCCCAACUAGUGCACCCAGCAAUAAUAGCAUACAGAGCACAAGUAACGCCAGCAACAGUGGAAACUCCGUCCUGUUGGGUGGCGUGAUGAAGGGAGCAAACAGUCUUUUUAGCAACAUUAAGGGGAUCUCCAACAAAGCCUUCCAGUCUAUGGCUGGGUAUGUGAAGAAUGACCUUGAUUUAUCCUACAUAACUUCAAGAAUCAUAGUGAUGUCUUUCCCUGCUGAAGGCAUUGAAUCAACAUACAAGAAUAACAUAGAUGAUGUCCGAGAAUUCCUUGAGGCCAAACAUUAUGAACAGUACUUUGUUGUUAACGUGUCACCAAGAAACUACAGAGCUGACAAACUAAGCACAAGGGUUCUCCACCAGUGCUGGCCUGUAAACAGACUCCCUCCCCUAGAGAGCAUAAUUUCUUUGUGCCGGAAAAUCUUUGUCUGGUUAAAGAAGGACAGCAGCCGUGUUAUCGUUAUCCACUGCAUGGAUGGUCGUGUCGCUUCUGGUGUGCUCGUUUCUGCAUUCUUUGUGUUCUGUAAGCUUUUCAAGAACCCCAAUGGGGCGGCUGACAUGUUUAGCAUUCGGCGGUGUGGCAUCGGUCAAAAAGUGGCUCUUACACCUUCCCAAGAAAGGUAUCUUCUGUACAUCGCAGAACUUAUCAACAAUCCUUCAAUGAAGCCACAGAAGAACUCCCUCUACAUCAAGUCUGUGACGCUAAAUCCAGUACCAGCAUUCAACAAAGCCAGGAAUGGCUGUCGCCCAUUUAUCGAGAUGUACCAAGGAAACCAGAGGGUGCUUACGACUGUACAAGAGAUUGAGAAAAUGAGGGAGUUCACCCUGAGCGAUGGUAAGGUGACAUUCCCGGUAAACCUGACCCUACAGGGUGACGUCACUAUCAUCGUGUAUCACGGUCGCUCCACCCUGGGGGGCAAGGUACAGGGAAAGAUGGCUUCCAUGCGGGUUUUCCUGCUGCAGUUCCACACUGGGUUCAUCAACCCAAACGCCACCAAGCUCAAAUAUUCCAGGGAAGAGCUUGACAUUGCCAAGGAGGACGUGGUGAAAUUUUCAAGUAGGUUUGCUAUGACUUUGGACGUGACCAUUGACACCGACCAGGCAGCCACCACCACACACACCUGGGAUACCCUUAACCCGGCCAGGAAUACACCAACCGUCUGCUUUACCAGCAAGGAGGAGUUCCUGGAGUGCCAGGAGGAGUUUGUGAAUGCGGACGAUCGCGAGUCAUCGAUAGUCUUCAACUCUGGACAGAACAGCCAAUCAGAACCACUCUCCCAGUCCCCAGGAACAGACUCCCCCACUGAAACCACGGCAACAGAAGACACAGCUCCCCAAAGUAAACCUAAAGCGGGCGAUAUUUUCACGAAUAUAGAUUGGCGCGAUCAAGGCGCCAUCCCCGAGACAAGACCAUCAGCAAGUGACGACAGUGACGACGAGUUCACCCGAGAACUCUUGAAUCUCCGUAGCACUAGCGACUCCCCCACUCCCGAAGAGGCUGCAGAAGCAGUUGAAGAAGACUUUUUCAAUGAGCGGAAUGGAAGUGGGAACGAGGAACUAGACUUAUUUAACUUCCCAGCGAAUUCGAACGGACUUCCUUCCAACGACCCCCAGGAAAGGUUCGACCCGUUUGCUGAUUUCCAGUCCUCUGCACAGGGACAAGCACAGGCGGAUUUACUAGAUAGCAAGUCGAGUGGCGGGAAUACCGUUCACGUAGACUUGUUGAAUCUCGGGGGUCAUUCGUCUAACGGUCCUAGUGCUGAUACUAGGCCAGCUGAAGUUACGGGUAUAGAUCUGCUCAAUCUCUCCCCUGGACCUAAAGACAGUCAGAACGUGGACUUGUUCAGUGGCACGGACAAACACAAGUCGGAUAUGGGGCACCGCAACAGGAGUUUGGAUGAUCUGUUAAGGUCGAGCUCGCACGAGGAAGACGACUUCUUCAGGCAGAUUGGUAGCCGUAGUUCAGGAUCCAGUCUAGAGAACCUCGCCUCGCCUGUACCUAAACACGCCAACUCUGCGGACGAUGCCUUUAGUUCUGCAGGAACGAAAGAUCACUUUGACCCGUUUGCUUCUCGUGGAUCUCACAAGGCUCAGUUCGAUUUGUUCGCAUCUGAUAGUUCAAGCUCUCAGAAUCCUUCGGUUUUAGAUGACGUAUUCAAGACAUCGUCAAACUCCGCGAUGCAUGGCGGCCCCGAUCUUCUUGGCGAAUGGGGAGGCUCGUUCCAGGCAGACUCGGCUUUAAAACCACAGCAAAUUCCCUCGCCAGCUGCUACUCCGCCGCUGACCAGAAAAAAUCAGGAUAAACCAGAUAAACUGGACCCGUUUGCAGGACUUGGGCAUUUAGGAAUGCACAAGUCUUCAUCGGCUCCACAGUUUAAAGUAAAAGACAAGUCGCCUCAGAUGCAACACAAAGCAUUUGGUGGUGGGGCAUCGUGGGGCAAGCCUCAGCAACAGCCAACAUGGCAGAGCAGACAACAGCCACAGAUGACAACACAGAUGCCUCGGCAACCAGCACCGCAACAGCAACCAAAACAGCAACAACAACAGCGCUCCAAACCGAACUACGCGCCAACAUUCAGCAAGGGUGGAAACUCCUCUAGUGUGUUCGGAGAGUAUGGACUGAGAGGCUCACACAUGCCAAAGCGUGUUGGACAAGAUGAAUUUAGCGAUAUCCUUGACGCGCACGGCUUCAAAUCAUCGAACGUGGAGAAGGGUCCCGAGACACUGGGUGCCAUGGUCAAGCAGAUAGCACGGGAGGAGGACCCAAUCAAAGCCAAGGUUCGCGAGUGGGCCGAUGGCAAGAGAAGCAACAUCCGGGCUCUUCUGUGCUCACUGCAAAACGUGCUAUGGGAGGAGGAAGACCGCUGGAACCCCGUGGGCAUGCACCAGCUCGUACAACCCGACCAGGUAAAGAAAGCCUACAGAAAGGCUGUAUUAUGCGUUCAUCCUGAUAAGCUAACCGGCGAGCCCCACGAAGCUCUAGCCAGAGCAAUUUUCAUGGAACUCAAUGAAGCGUGGUCGUUAUUCGAGGAGUCUGGCUGCAAACCGCUAUACUGAGACCACGUGACACCACUGGAGAUCUCUGAACAAUCACUGGUCAGAGGAACCCACGGAAAGGAGUAAAGAUUCCCGACCCGGACGCGCAAUGACCUUAUGAUUGAUUUCUGUGCGACGCGCUAGCAUGGCCACGAAGUUAACCAAUUAAAACCAAUAAGUAUAAUAUAUAGUAUUAUCUGACAUUAACUGUCAAGCCAACCAACGGAAAACACUUGAGUGCAUAUCCGAUCACGACAGAAAUCCUCCUAGUUAUGAAGUAUGAAUUUCGUGGUAUUCAAAACUGUGAGCAUGGUAAAUUCGCGACUUUGUGCUAGUGGUCACGGUAGCGCGCGUCGCAUGGAAAUGAAACUUAUAAGCUGACUUAAAAUAAAUAAGUAAGAAGAUAUUAUAUGGAUAGAUUUUGAAACAAGCUUAGAUACUAUGAAGCACCGUUUUAUUUUAUUUUUUGAUUUCACGUCAUCUUCAAUGUUCAAUUUAUAAUUAUUCAUCCAUCCGGACUUAGCACAGCCGAAAUGCUGUGGUAAGCAUUAAUGUCCCUUAUCAACGAUGCAUUACAUUGUAUUCCUAUAUCAUGUAUAAGGGUUGGGUAGUAAUUAUUGAGUACCUUUGACAAGGACCUUCUAUUAAUUGUAGAAUAGCAGUAUUUUUAAUGACGAUAGUUCAUAGAUUAAUCACACAAGUCUUGUUGAAAAAUCCUAGAAAGGCAUCCUAGAAGGGCAUUCUAGGAGAGUGGGGGGAUGGGAGGUUGAAUAGAUGGGUGGCUUUUACAUACCACCACCCUCUUCCAAACAUCAUUAGGGACGUUACGCAGAUAGAACGACGAGUACGACAGAUCCGGUAGAAAACAAUGGAAGAUUAAAAGUACCAAACGUGAAAUGCA